This is a messenger RNA of Caenorhabditis remanei, 2175 nucleotides long. RefSeq lists its product as uncharacterized. Bases 1 to 2175 code for a protein of 724 amino acids. Lineage: Eukaryota; Metazoa; Nematoda; Chromadorea; Rhabditida; Rhabditidae. The transcript is spliced from 10 exons. The record is from RefSeq and is a predicted model, not a curated record.
AUGGCACCUAAAAAAAAGAGAACACGUAUGAAUUCUUCGAGAAUUGAUGCAGAAUGCUUAAAACAGUUGAACCUACUACAUGUCUGCGGAUAUUGUUCGAAACUAGUGGGACACGAUGAGAAGAGCCAUAUUGAGCAUGCAAGUAGUCAUGAAAACGAAAUCAAACAAUGCCGAACUUGCUGCAUUCCAUUAAAACCGGAUGAAAUUCCGAUUCAUCUCAAAACAAUUCAUCCUGGCAAAAACAAUCAAAUCAGAUUUUCCAUGGAUAAAACGAUUAUCGAGCUUCGAAUUGCCGCUGGAAAAGAAUUCUCGAAUUUCUGGGGAAUUUGUUUGCCGGCGACUGAUUCCACUCUUGGAAAAUUCGGCGCAACCACCGCGAGAUGGUGGAAUAACUUCAAAAACGGGCGGUCCCUCGGCGUAUUUCGACUACUAAAAUCGAAAUUUCAUUGGAAAUGUCCGAUUUGCGAGACGAAACCAACGAUGGUAUUCGGAGAUUCGAUCACAAUGAGAGCAUACGCGAUAUCCCAUCUGGAACAGUCCCAUUUCCACCAAAUCAUCGAAAAUCUUCCCGGAUUUUUCGAAUUCGAAUGGUUUCAUUUGAAAGAAGAGGCGGAUUUCGAUGUGAGGGGGUUGAUGGAUUUAGCAGAACAACGAGUGAAACAACAGAAUCGAAGUUAUCGAACGUUCUAUACUUUGAAUUUGACGAAAAUGCAAAAUGGACAGAAAUUUACGGAAGAAUUGAAAAGGAGGAAUGGAAUUGAGAAAGAUGUGAGAUUCUGUCUCCAUUGUUGCUCAAUUCUGCCUCUGGAAUCAAUUAAAGACCAUUUUCGAACGAUCAGUCAUUCUUCAUUGAAAGCCGUUCCCGAAAGCACGUCCUUCAUCCAAGUGACCCACACCUCUCCUGAAAAUCCAUUCGAAUCUGAAUCACAACCGGAGAUACCAGAACUACCAGAGAAAGAGGAAGAGUCAUUCGAGUUCCCGAGAGAACUCUUCUUGUAUUCGACAGUUUAUAAGAAUCUCCGUUGGGACGAGUUCAAAUGGCGUUGUUGCCUGUGUCCACAUACCCAUGCACUCACUUUCAUCACACAAAUCAUAAUGAGAAUGCACGCAUUGAGACAUAUCGAGCAGCAUCACAAAUUCCUGUUCACCGAGGAGUUUCUGACAUUCGAAUGGCUGUCUCUUCAGCAGGAAAUGCGCGCUUCAUUCGAUAUUCGUCAUUAUAUACCACUACAGUAUACCAUUAAAGGAGAGGACACUUUUAAUGGAAGAGAUCCGAACGACUACAUGCUUCCUCAACAAUACUAUUUCCUUCCAAAGGAAUACGCGACGAACACAGUGAUCUGUGGGUUCUGUUAUCGAUCUUUCAACCGAAUCGACUUUUUCCUUCAUAUUGUGAUUCAUGGAUUCAUCGUGGAUCGAAGCGUAUCCUGCGAACUCCGACCCGUCACUCUCGACAUAAAAGUUCGCGAAUUAAUGGGACAGAACAACUAUUCGGAUGCGGAACUCGACGAUGAGCCCCUUACGAUUCUGUCGGUUGAUGGAAAACGAUUGAAAGCGAAGAUGGAUUUGAUGAAUAAACGGAAAAGUAAUAAUAUGUCAAGAUUAUCUGAUAUUACGACACCGUUUAAGAGUGAGAUAGAUACAGAUGGAGAGAUGUCGACGCCUCGCAGUCGAAAAUCGGCGAUGGAUGCGCGACGUCUUCUGACUGAAACCUUCAAAGUGCUUCAAGCAAACGCUCGAAAUCGGAGAGACACGUGGAAUGCCACGUCUUCUUCCUCUUCCUCAGAUGACGAUGACAAUUCAGAAGACGAACGAUUCGAGAAGAAACUGGAAAUGGAAUCGACAACGAAACUGGAGAGAUACGAAAGAUCGAAAAGUAGAGAACCGUCCGCUCAGUCAGAGAAGAAAAAGGUGGAUGUAUCCAGUAUGAGACCGGCUGAAAUUCGAGAAUGGAUUAGGAGAGAAGCGAGGAGAAGAGGAGUCGAUUGGAAGGAGGAUUCAGAUGAAUCCACGUCUUCUGAUGACACAGAUUCUGGAGAGAAGACGUCGACGAUGGGGAAGAAAUGGGCGAAUAUGAAGUUGCAGGAUAUUAAAGAGAAAAUCCGUCAAGCGGCCAAACGAAGGAACGUGACACUAUCAAGCGGCUCAUCGAGUAGUGACAGUGAUGAUAGUUAA